Messenger RNA from Periophthalmus magnuspinnatus, 2649 nucleotides. RefSeq names its product leptin receptor overlapping transcript like 1 (gene leprotl1). Gene Ontology annotation, biological process: negative regulation of growth hormone receptor signaling pathway; late endosome to vacuole transport via multivesicular body sorting pathway. The transcript has 4 exons. Bases 131 to 526 code for a protein of 131 amino acids. NCBI's taxonomy places the organism in Eukaryota, Metazoa, Chordata, Actinopteri, Gobiiformes, Gobiidae. Gene Ontology annotation, cellular component: endosome. The record is from RefSeq and is a predicted model, not a curated record.
CGGUGUCAGUGAAGCGGUGCCACAGCCAGGCUGUGCAGUGUGCAUAUCGUAGUCUGCCGCCUGCCUCACUUGAAGAGGGGGCUCUGUUGUCAUUUGUAAGGGCUGAGUGUCGAGCUUUUGUCCAUCAGAAAUGGCCGGAAUUAAAGCUCUCAUCAGCCUUUCUUUUGGAGGGGCCAUUGGUCUCAUGUUUCUCAUGCUUGGAUGUGCGCUCCCUGUGUAUGAUAAAUACUGGCCUUUGUUCCUCCUGUUCUUCUACAUCCUUUCUCCAGUCCCAUACUGCAUCUCGCGAAGGGUUGUCGAUGACACAGAUUCAGCCAGUAAUGCUUGCAAAGAGCUGGCAAUCUUCCUCACAACAGGCAUUGUCAUUUCAGCCUUUGGCCUACCCAUUGUCUUUGCAAGGGCUGAAGUUAUUGCCUGGGGGGCGUGCGCACUUGUGUUAACUGGAAACAUAGUCAUCUUCGGGACCAUCUUGGGAUUCUUCAUGGUCUUUGGGUCCAAUGACGACUUCAGUUGGCAGCAGUGGUAAAUGGGAGAGACUGAAGGACCUUAGUUGAAACUGUUUUAUUAGCAUUAUUAUUAAUGUAUUAAUGUUGGGUUUACAUUGUUUAUUUAUAUGGUGACUGCCCAUUCAUAGACUCACACCAAAUCAGUGCAAUAUUUUUGUUCCGUCCUGCAUCGUACUGAAAUUGGAUGGGUAAUGUUGACUUUGAUUUGGACCUGUUCUCUUCAAUCUUAAAAAGUGUACAUUUUGACCCAAAAAAACCCCCCCAAAAAACCCUCUACAUUUUUUUAAACAGAGCACAUUGGAAUAGACUUGCGUGUAGGUCAGAUAUUGUUAGGCCAUUUGUUGCUUGGAAUUGUUGAAAUUCAUUUUUUGCUUGUUUAUUGUUUAUUUAUAUUUUUCUAUUUAUUUCACCAGUAUUUAUACUUGAGCUAUAGAUUUGAAUAUCUAUUAUUGCCACCACUCUUUAUUGAUAUGGUUCGUCUGUGGGUUCUUUAUAUUAUAUUGUUAGAAAUUUACCUGAUCUCCCUAGUCUUGUGGAGCAGCUUUGACACUCAGAUCUAAUUUACCUGACUCUGUGAAGUCCAAGCUGAUGCAGGCUGCUUCUUUUCUUGCAUGUGAUGGCACCUGGUGAGUUUGCUAACAGAUCGAGAGAGCAGAUCAGCUAGCACAGGAUUAGGUCAAAGACAGGAGCAGCCUUGGUAGCAACAAGUUAAGUCCCGGGCUACUUAUGCCCAGUCAUAAGCUUUCCCAUGUGGCACAUUAGGUCCAAACGCACACUUGCUGUUGUUAAUUGGCCUUGACUUCUAUCAUCUGUUACAGGCAUCAGAAUUGGCCUUGUCAGAUGCUCAUUCUCAUUUUAUUUUUAAACUUAAGCAGAGGAAAACCAAAAAAAGUAUCUGUUGAUGAUCUGGUUGUGGUUCUCAAAUAUUGCCUAAUUUCAAUUUUGGUUAUAUAGUAUGGAUUUUGUAAGCUUGGCUAAAACUUUGGAAAGUAGAAGUUGGCAAUAUAUUGGCAUUUUUGUAUACUGCACUAUCAAGUGCAGUAUGUUGCCUGUAAAAGAAAACAAAAAGCUGCCAACAAUAUGAUUACAUUCUUUAAGUUGCAACAGAAUCUUUCAAACACAAAUAGUGAUUUCUGCACUUUUGUGUUAAAUUUUACAGUCCAUUGACAUUUGUAGAAUUUGACCUCAAUCAGAACAUUUACAGGCACAUUUUUUGUAGAAUAAAAAAAAAAUCAAGAAUUUCAUGUUGCCAGUGCUCCAAAGCAGACAGAUGCACAAAACCCUUUCUUUUAAGUGUAAUCUAAUAUACUGAGUUAAAGAAUUUUCCCAUUACUGUCUCAAUACAACAAGUUCCCAGAUGUAAACAUAUUGUAACUUCUGACUAGGGCCAUAUUCAUACAGAUCUUCUCUCUUUAAAUGUCAAUCUUUUAGUAAUUCUUAUUGUUUUGUAGUUUUUGUUUCACAUUAGGGUUAAUUUUGAAUAGAAAAUGAUUACUGCUGUGGCCACAAACAACAUGCUUUUGAGCCAUUAUGGGCAUUAUAUUUUUAAUAUUGUAUGAAAAGAUGCAGGGUUUUCGACUUAGAAAGACUUAAUACAUGCUUGCUGUAAAGGUGCAAGUCUAUUCUUGUCAUUCCUAAAAGAAACGUUUCUUCAAGUUGACCACUGCAUAAAGGCACUGAAUGUAUGAGAGCAUUAUAAAGCGAUGUGUCCACACAUUUGCCACAGGGCUGCUGUUUAACUACUGGCUUGGUUUGUGCUUUGCUUUGGACUGUGGUUGUGUGCACAAUGCUGGUGGUGUACUCAGUGGUGGUAGCCUGUGAUUGGACAGGCGGCCUGCUUGUGUUCAUGAGGUGUGUGAACACUAGAAUCAAAUCCUUACAAGCUAAUUAAUGUUAUUUUGAUUUUCUGUAGUGAAGUCUCCAAAUGUGACAGAAUCUGGUGUCUUUGAAGAAUGGGUUUCCUGUUUUUUUCUUUCUUUUUUGUAGCUUUGUUUUCUCAGUUGAAGAAGGAUAAUAUUUACAUAUUUGACACAUUCUGUCAAUGUCCAAUGCCAUUUUCUACAAAUGUUAUGUUUUGAACCUUUUAUGACAGAUGUCAGCAUGGUGGUUUUCUUUUUUUAAUAAAUGCCAUUUUUAAACAUUC